ACACACCCACCCUCUCAUUAUAAUAAACUAUACCAUAUAAAAACAGUGUAACUAAUUACUAAUAAAACCAUCAAAUUGCAAUACCUUCCUCCCCCUCUCUCACACUCUCAUCCCAAACAAUGAAUAUUUCAAUAAUCAAACGCUUUCUCCACCAAUUCACAGCCUUCUCACUUCUUUUCCUUCCUCUUCUAUGUAAAUCGCUAGACACAGACACGAUUUCACCCGGUGUAGUAAUCCGAGAUCCCGACACCAUCAUCUCCCAAAAGCGCGUUUUCAAACUGGGCUUCUUCAGCCCCGCCAACACCACCACCCGCUACCUCGGCGUCUACUACGUCGUCUCCGAGGAAGCGGUGGUGUGGGUCGCCAACCGAGGCCGGCCCCUCAACGCCCCCUCCCGCGCCGCCGCAACGAUAUCUAAAGACGGAAAUCUAGUCCUCAUUGACUCCAAAAACGAUACCAUAUGGUCAACUAAUAUAACAGCACCAUCCGUGAACAUCACGCUUCAGAUACUGGACACUGGAAACCUCGUCCUCCGCGACAACGCGAUGGGGGACGUGCUCUGGGAGUCCUUCUCGGAUCCCUCGAGCGUCUUCCUCCCGACCAUGAGGAUCAUCGACAACGUGGACACAGGGAAGAAGGUCGUCGUUUCUUCUUGGAAAAACGCCUCCAGUCCAGAAACAGGGGAUUUCGCGUCUGGACUGGAGGCGCUGAAUAUCCCGCAGAUGUUCACGUGGAACGACGGUCGGCCUUACUGGAGGAGCGGGCCGUGGAACGGCCUGAUCCUGAUUGGGGUGCAGGACAUGUACUCACCGUACCUGGAUGGGUUCAGCGUGGUGGAUGAUCACGCCGGCAGCUUCUACUUCAUCGCGCCUCAGGUGAACUUCUUGAUGAAAACCGACUUGAACUCUUCCGGGAGUUUGCUGCAGAAGCUGUGGAAUGAUGAGAAGAAGAGCUGGGAUGUUACUUGGCUUGCGCCUUCGAAUGAGUGUGAUGUUUACGGGACUUGUGGGCCGUUCGGGAGCUGUGAUAUUCGGGCUACGAGCAUGUGCUCUUGUCUGAGAGGGUUCGAGGCGGUUAAUAGUGAUGAAUGGGGUAGUGGGAAUUGGACUAAUGGAUGCCAGAGGGUGAAUCAGUUGGAGUGUGAUGCAGGGGGGCCAAAUGGGGAUGGAUUUGUUAGGCUACCGUUUAUGAAGGUUCCGGAUUUCGCGGAACAGUUCACUCCUAGACAGGAGGAUGAGUGCCGGAGCAGGUGUUUGGGGAACUGUUCUUGCAUAGCGUAUGCUUAUGAUGCGAAGAUCGGAUGUAUGUUCUGGAGCGAUACUUUGAUUGACGUUCAGCAGUUUUCUGGUGUUGGUGUUGAUCUUUACAUUCGUCUCUCGCCUUCUGAUUUCGGUAAGGAGAAGGACAAGAAGGUGUAUAUCAUUAUUCCGGUGGUGGUUGGUGUCGCGUGCAUAUCGGCUAUGAUCUUCGUCGCUUGGUGUUGGAUGGUGAAGAGGAAAGGGCAAAAACCAGAGCAGAAAAAGGUGUUCCAAGCAGAGCAAACAUUUCCAUCAGAUUCAACUGCAAUAGUAAUGAAGCAGGAAUCAGAGGUAGACAGUAUAGAGGAGUUGCCAUUGUUUAGUUUUGAGACGGUUGCGAAUGCAACGGAUCAGUUUAACGAAGACAAUCUUCUCGGGAAGGGCGGUUUUGGUCCUGUUUAUAAGGGAAAUUUGGGUGGUGGGAAAGAAAUCGCGGUGAAGAGGCUAUCGGCCGCAUCUGGACAAGGGGGUCACGAGUUCAAGAAUGAAGUGAUCGUGAUUUCCAAACUCCAGCACAGGAAUCUCGUCCGGUUGCUGGGAUAUUGUGUGGAGAAAGAAGAGAAGAUGUUGAUCUACGAGUACAUGCCAAACAAAAGCUUGGACUUUUGCCUCUUUGACGAUAGCAAUCCAUCGAAGAAGGUUCUAGAUUGGAGGAAGCGUUUGAAUAUCAUCGAGGGCAUUGGCCGAGGCCUACUCUAUCUCCACAGAGACUCCAGACUGAAGAUAAUUCACCGAGACCUCAAGCCCAGCAACGUACUUCUGGACGAGGACUGGAACCCCAAAAUCUCCGAUUUUGGCAUGGCUAGAAUCUUCGGAGGCGACCAAGAACACGACAAUACUGCCAGAGUCGUAGGGACUUACGGAUAUAUGGCGCCUGAAUACGCGAUGGAAGGCAGAUUCUCGGAAAAAUCAGAUGUAUACAGCUUCGGAGUACUAAUGCUAGAGAUACUAAAAGGGAAGAAGAACGCACACUUUUACAAUCACGAGUGGUCCCUUGGCCUUAUUGGAUGUGCAUGGAGGCUGUGGAGCGAAGGCGACGGUUUGGCUUUCGCGGACGAAGGUAUAGCUAGCUCGGAUUCGAAGGGAGAGAUGGAGAGAUGCAUUCACAUUGCGUUGUUGUGUGUGCAAGAAUUUCCGAAAGAUAGGCCUACGAUUCAGACGGUUUUGUCGAUGCUGAGCCGGGAAAUAGUGGAGCUGCCGGCGCCGGAGCAGCCGAUGUUUGAUGAGAAGUGGAAUGGCUUGCCGGUGGGGACGACGGUGGCGGCAGGAGAACUCGGACACUCGGUUAAUGAGCUCACAAUCACUGCCAUCGAUGGCCGGUGAUAUGAGGCAUUAUAAUUUUACAUCUUUUUUUUACUUGCCUUCUAUGCUCUGUUUUUAACUUUGAUAUUUUUCUUUCUAAAUAAUUAAUUUCAGUGAAAAUAAGAUAAAAAAGUUUCUAGAA
Molecule: messenger RNA, 2742 nt
Organism: Salvia splendens (bonfire salvia)
Lineage: Eukaryota; Viridiplantae; Streptophyta; Magnoliopsida; Lamiales; Lamiaceae
Product: G-type lectin S-receptor-like serine/threonine-protein kinase At1g11330
Exons: 8
Coding region: 120-2621 (833 amino acids)
Biological process (GO): recognition of pollen; protein phosphorylation
Cellular component (GO): plasma membrane
Molecular function (GO): ATP binding; protein serine/threonine kinase activity
Source: RefSeq, a predicted model, not a curated record